Molecule: messenger RNA, 1451 nt
Organism: Saitoella complicata NRRL Y-17804
Lineage: Eukaryota; Fungi; Ascomycota; Saitoellomycetes; Saitoellales; Saitoellaceae
Exons: 1
Coding region: 331-1449 (372 amino acids)
Source: RefSeq, a predicted model, not a curated record
CGUCAUUUCGUCAUCGAGCUUGCAAUUGAGAAGAAGAGCAUUUAAGAGGUGGACAGGGACAGCAAAUUGGAAGCAAUUGGAAGCACUUGAGCAGCCCUACGCCAUAGCCGCAACCUAAAGCUCCUUCGGGCACGAUCGGCUAAAACGGCACGGCACACGCAUCUCGAGCACGUUUUCACAAUCGAUUCACAAUAGAGACAAACUUCUCCUCUUUCUCCUCCGCAAGGUUCAGCCAGGAUCGAAGCCAUACAUAAGAGAGUGUGAAGUACGGAGCGAGUUUACAUCACCGAUCACAACGAUCUCAGAGACGAACAACAUCGAGGGAGGAGAAUGGCACAGGCGAUCCUCCCAUUACAUCAAACACCAACACAUACGACUCUCGUCAACAUACCCUGUCAAACCAGCAUCUCACAACCCUCCUCUACCCCCAGCAACCCCAAACACGCCCCUUCUCCCACCACAACAGACACCACAAUGACCAAACCCAAGCCAAACGCUGUUAUCACAUACUUUAAGAAGUGGAAAGGCAGCGGCACAGGCCUAUAUCCACCCGCUCCACCCCUCCCCUCAAUCCUCUACGCCUGGCUCGCCUCCUUCAUCGCCAUCGCAUCCCUCGCAGCGCUCCAAUACGACACUGACGGUGAACACAACGACACAGUAACGAUGCUCAUCCCGUCCUUUGGAGCUACGGCCGCAUUGGUGUAUGGAUGCUUAGACAGUCCGCUCUCAACCCCCCGCAACGUCUUUUUUGGGCAUCUUAUUAGUGCUGCGACGGGGCUUGUUUGUACGGGUAUUGCGCAGGCUAUUCUUCAUGCCUCGAGUUCGUCUCCGGAUCCGAUGCAUAUGGUCGAGCUUGGUCGAGAAUGGGUCUGGUUGGUGGCGGGACUGAGUGUGUCGACAAGUAUCGCACUCAUGCUCGCAACGAGGACGAUGCACCCCCCCGGCGGCGCAACAGCCUGCGUCGUCGCCCUAACCCUGACCUCCACCCCCUCCGCUUCCAAAACCUUCUCCAACUGGCCCUGGACCGUCGGAAAAGCAUUCCUCUUCCUCGCAUGUCCGGUCAUCACUGGAAUCCUCAUCCAGCUUUUCGUCGGGUUAUUGGUUAAUAAUAUCAGUACGAAGCGGACGAAUAGGAGGUAUCCGCCCUAUUGGCUUUGUCCGAAGAAGAAGGGGGAGGAUAAGGUUGUUUUGGCGGAUAAGAAGGCGGAGGGGAGGGAUGAGGAGGAGAGGGUUGGUGCGGGGGCGGGGAUGGGUGGGUUGUUGGCGCAGGCUGGACGGACGGCGUCUCAACAGCGAGAUGUGAGUACCAGUUCGAGUGAGACGGAGAGGGACCAGGAGAAAGACGACAUGGAGGUACAUGAGGAAGCGCAGACCGCUGAGUACUGGCGUAGACGGUGUGAAGAUGCCGAGCGAAGGCUGGAGGAGUUGGAGAGGCGGUUGUCUGAGUAAAU